This is a messenger RNA of Osmia lignaria (orchard mason bee), 5123 nucleotides long. RefSeq lists its product as uncharacterized. The record is from RefSeq and is a predicted model, not a curated record. Gene Ontology annotation, biological process: transmembrane transport. Gene Ontology annotation, molecular function: transmembrane transporter activity. Lineage: Eukaryota; Metazoa; Arthropoda; Insecta; Hymenoptera; Megachilidae.
CGCAGACAGCCGCACGAUUCUUGCCCGACGCGGCUUCUCUCGGCCAGUUUGCGUGCUGAGCGUGCCGCGCUCGGUCGCUUCCUUCUGCCACUCGUGUCCUUUGAUCGAGAUACCUGUACCCGGAUCCCCAGUGAUCGCUGCACCGGUGGAUGCGAUUUUAAUCGAAGAAAAUCCGAUUUCAUUCGUUCGAUUCGAGCCUGUCUACGUAUUUCUCUUCGAAGUACCAAACAACAUCGCGUCUCGAAUGAUAAAUGAUUAAGAAUCCUGUUGAAAGCUCGUCGAACAAAGGUGUCAAAGAUAACACGCGAUGGAGGAUGAAUAAUACUUCAAGGUUGUCACUUGACAAAGAAUUCGUUCGCCGAUUCACGAAACGCUCGAUCGAACCCUUAAGACGAUCGAUCUGACUUAAUCCCUCGUUCGGUACCAGAGAGAAACAGCCAGCAAGAGAGCAGGGAUCAUCCGGUGGAAAGGAAAUGGAAGAGGCAGAAGAGGCAGAGAACCGAGGACGAAGACGGCGAAGACGACGCAGACGAGGACGCGACGUUGAAGAACGCUUCGAGGCCUGAGAGAUCCGGAGAAUGGCUGCCUCCCGCGUCGAUUCGGAAAUCGGCGAAGAUCAUACGAUAAUUAGAAGAUCAUCGAUUCGCAGUGAACGUAGAUCCUCGGCAUCUACAGUAAUCGCCAACGAAAGUCAAUCGAAAUGUCUUAACGAUAAGGAUGACAAAGUAGACAGAGUCAUCGUUGUCGAAGAUCGCUACAAGUCGAUGGGUCACGAUCGUUCUAGCAAAAACAAGUCUCUAUUCGGUCGAGAUAAAACGGAUGAACACCAGAGAACGAUCGAAUCCGCUGACCAACGAAAAAGUUCCGAGGAGAUCGAAGAUCGCAAAAGUUCGCAGGAAGAAGAAUACAAGCCACGAUUGAUCCGCAAGCGGGUCAGCGUGGACGACCCCGCGAUACAGAUUAAUAAAAAAGGUAUCACGGAAUCGAAGAAGAAAACAGGGAACAACGAAGCGUCGAUUUCGUCCAGGGUUAUCUAUAAAUUAGUCGGCUCCGGCGAGCAUCGCGGAGACACGACCGUGAAAGGGGAUCAACGCGAGGCUUCGCCGAGGAAUCACGUGAAUUUGAUCGUCGAUAGGGUGGACGGUUCGCCAGAGGGUUCGGGAACCUCUCGGACGGAAGUGGCUCGUAAACUGUCCGAUUCUCAGCCAGUCGUAAAAAGACGCGACGAGAGGAUAGCCAGUAAGGACAGUCCUCGCGAGCCGGUUCGUAAAGGGAGAAAACAAAGGAAAUGCGAAAACUGCGGAGAGCCGCACCUCCCUUACGUGGAAGGACACCCUUAUCAGCAUAAAUACCCCGGUUAUUCGGACAGCGACGCGGUGGAAUACGCGGAAAUUCGCGUUAAAAAUGGCGCGAAUGCAAAAGGCGUAGAAUUCAAACAAGAAACUCCGGUUGCAUCGUUGCUGUAUCGCAGCAAGUCUCUACCCCGGUUGUCGAUGCAUGACAGUGGUGUCGCGUGCAGUGGCAAUGAACAAAUACACGUCGCGGUUGCACCGCAUAGUAGCAAACAAUGGGUGGCUGAUCUGAAACAGCUGCACACCUUGAAACAACACUACUAUCCGGAAGGAGGAUGGGGUUGGAUCGUGGUGUUCGCCGGGGUGCUGGUACAGGUGUUGUCCCAUGGGAUACACGGGUCGAACGGUGUUUUCCUGCAGCAGGUGGCUAACAAGUUUGGUCCUCACGCGUACUUGGAAUCAGGAUGGCUGGGAGCAAUGUCGACGGGAGUAGCUCUACUAGUUUCGCCAGUGACAAUAGCGUUUUGUCGGAGAAAAAGCACAAGACUUACCGCAGUGUUGGGUGGCCUCGUUACAGCACUCGGUUGCCUCUUCACUUCUUUCGCCUCGCAAUUUCACCAGUUGUUCUUCAGCUAUGGCGCCGUUGUGGGCAUAGGGGUCGGCAUGACGAGGGAUUGCAGCACCCUUAUGGUGGCGCAAUAUUUUAAGAGAAGAAGAGAGUUGGUCGAAAUUUUCAUCGUAUCCGGAAGUGGCCUUGGUAUCGCUGUUAUGUCUGCUUUUAUAAAAGGAAUGAUCAGCAAAAUUGGAUGGCGUUUGGGUCUUCAAGCAGUGACGGGGGUAGUUUUUCUUACUUUCAUCUUAGGUACCUUUUAUAGAAGCGCGUCCCUCUAUCAUCCCCAACGUCGAGCAAUUUUGCAUUUGAAAAAUCAAAAGCGCAAGAUUAAGGAUAAGAACAAGACGGACGACAGACCACCGUUCUUCGACUUUAGUACCCUGAAGAGUAAAACUGUAAGAAUAUUACUGAUAUCGACUGGGAUAUCUGCCUUUGGGAUCAACACUCCAAUAUUUUACUUGGCGCACCAGGCCGAGGAAGAAGGCCUCGGUGACACCGUAGUUCUACUUCAGGCUUAUCUCGGCCUGGCCUGGACCCUCGGCUGCGUGGCCUUUGGUCUUUUAGUCGUGCAUCGCAGCGUCGAAUGCAGGAUAGCACGUCAGUAUCUUACGCAAGCCGCGGUGUUUGUAUGCGGACUGUGUAUCCUGGCCCUCACCGCCGUGCAAGGAAAUUAUCAUGGAUACGUCAUGUUCGCUUGGAUUUACGGAAUCUUCUGCGGUGGCUACCACUACAGCCUAAAAAUGUACACCUACGAAAGGGUGAGAGCAAGAAACUUCGCCAGAACGUGGGGUUUCGUACAAUGUUCCCAAGCUAUACCCAUAGCGAUCGGGGUUCCAAUUUCCGGGUACAUGAACGUUGGUUGCGGUGGGAAAGCUGGUUACUAUUUCAGCUCGACCUGCGUUCUGGUGGGUGGUUUCACCCUUUUCUUCAUAGAUCUACACAGAAGGAAUUUGUCCAGGCACAAGCACACCAGGUCGAACGGGACCAAGCACCUCUGCGUCUCGGACAGUUGUCCACAACGCCGGAAGCUAUCGUUUAGUCAGGAACCGGAAAACGAUGGUCCACAUGUGGCUGCUGCUGGAGCUGCAGCAGCAGCCCUUGUUCUCGGCACCGAGAUAUCACCAACUCCAGGUGAGAUGAUGGACGCUCUUCAACCAGAUAAGCCAGAGCUGACAUGCAUCUCCGAGGAGGGUAUCGCAGAUAUGGAUCUCCCUGACAACAUGCUCGAGGAUCUCGAUUAUAUCGGCGACUGUAUAACCUCGUGCAACAAAGUCGAGAACUAUCUGAUGCUCUCUGAAUUCGAGAACAAUUUGAUCGCGGAGAUGCCGAUCAUCAUGGAUCGUCGUGGACGAAGAUGGUCCAUUGCGCGAUCGAAGGGUGGCCAACCAGCUAUCGAACGACCUGCUACGCUUCAAUCGGCGAACGAGGAAACUGAUUCCAAGCAGAAAUGGCAUGGGACUAAUGUACCUCCUAACAAUAGGGUGAUCACAGUAAUAGACGAAGGAAGCACGUAGCUCGAUCAAAGGAUCGUUGCGAUAUUUGGUGCAGCUGAAUUUUUAAAAAGAAAUCCACUUUGCUAUUCUAUUAUCUUGAGACCUCAAAAGUAGCUUCCCCUUCGAUUUAAUUUUUCAUCAAAUCUGCACCGUAUGUAUGUAAAGAAAUUGCAAUUUCGCUUAUGUUUAAAUUAUGUAAAUUUUAGACUGAAGCUUUAUGCUUCAAUUUUUUUUUGCAUAACUUGAAAUCGUUCGAAAAUCCUGAAUACCUGACCUGAAUUUUUAUACAGAUUGAACCUGGUUGUCAGAACAACGAAUUGAUUGCAAUAGUACAAAACCAAAAAAUAUUAUGCAGGAUUUAAGAGAGAGCUAUUGGAGGGACUAAUUUUAUUCGCUCUGCCUUCGAUCGUUUGGUUUGUUCCUCUUUUCGUUUAAGAUACUUAAGAUUAAGGAUCGUAUUAGCGAUAAUUUUAGCGAACAGUGACACGCUGGGUUGGACCAGCGGUGCGAUUGCUCGCGGUGCAAUUAAGGACAAUAACGUCGGCUUUCGACGAGAGGAACCACGGAAACGUUCCGUCCACAAUGGAGAUAACCUCGACUCGCGUCGACGUAUUUGUUUAAGCUUCGUGCUAGAUCACUGCCACGCGUAGAUGCACGAAUUGAACGAUCCUUCGUUAACAUAAUCAAGGAACUGUGUCUGACCAUACAAAAAAAUACCAUGAACCCUUAUUCACUGAUCUAAAUACAAUUUUUAGAGUUUACAGAAAAUAAUAGAAUAAAAAUAUUGGUAUAUAUCACUCCUUAAAGGUAAGAAAAUUAACCUCAAAGGAAAAUAGACUGUACACCUUUGAAAUUAAGAAAAGUAAUGAAAACUUCAAGAACUAAAAUUGAGACUGCAGCAAAAUUUUUAUAAUAAAAAUUUUGAAAAAAGUAUGGAUCGUUUAAUUCAUGUUGAUGUAAAAAUCAUGUCCUAGAAGACUUCUUUGAAAGGGAUUUGUUUAAAGGCUGAUGCUUACACGUAGGCAAUGCUAGCUGAAGGUAUUUGAAACUAGUCCAAUCGAAAAGCGAUUAAGUGGUAAUGAUAGUGUAACGAUAGAAUUAUGUAGCCAGAAACGAGAGUAUAUCUUUGUACCGUCGUUCGAGAUAUUUCGAGAGUUUUUCUUGGAGCAGUGUUUCUCUUUUUCUGAUCGAGCGAGUCGCGAACGGUACAAAAGCAAAGAGAUAACGAUACUAUUUAUUUAUCAAACUAUUUAUAUUAGAAUUAUACAUACGCAUGUCAUGUACAUACACGCACAUACACUUAUAUAUACACACAUAACUAUAUACGCGAUAAUAAGCGUACACAUACGUGUGCUAUCGUGAAGUAGAUUAAAUAAGGUACUCCGAAUUCAUUGCAAUAGAGUUCUGUUUUAUACUCGAAGAAAUUUAUAUUUUUUUUUUGCAAUUGGAUAUGAUUAAAAUAAUUUUCUUUGAUUGAAGAUCAAAAGUAUUGAAUAAUGAAAAAUUUAAACACAGAACUUAAUUGUGUUUGAAAUAAUUUUUAGAUUAUAUUAUCGUUAUCAUUAGCGAUAACACAAGGCUGCUAGUCGAUCGUGUUGCUUGUGCAAUACAAAGAACAAUAAGUUGCGAACUAACGUUUAUUACAUGGAACAUAGCAACACUGAACAAAACUGCCUAUAUUGUAAUAUUGUAACGUUGUUAAUACAAAAAUGUGAUUUUACCAAG